This is a messenger RNA of Schizophyllum commune H4-8, 346 nucleotides long. RefSeq lists its product as uncharacterized. The record is from RefSeq and is a predicted model, not a curated record. The transcript has 3 exons. The coding region runs from base 23 to 265 and encodes 80 amino acids. NCBI's taxonomy places the organism in Eukaryota, Fungi, Basidiomycota, Agaricomycetes, Agaricales, Schizophyllaceae.
GAGACUCUCUACUCUGACCACCAUGUCCGGAACUACUGCAAACGACCCCAACUGGAAGGGGCGCGAGAACGCGGAAGAGGCGCGCUUCAUUCACGCCAAGGAGCAGGAACAGCUCAAGGCACUCCGUGCGGAGCUCGACAAGAAGGAGUCCUCCGCCAAGACGACGACUAGCAGUAGUAAGCCCGCCGAGAGAGACUUCGAAGGAGGUUUCGGCGGGCAAGAGGAUCUCGAGGAUCGUUACGCUACGACAAGCGGGGAGCAUUAAGGGUUGAAGCUCGCGCUGUCGAAGUCAUAGGGAAAGGAAAGGGGAAUAAGGAAGGGGAAAGGAAGUCUGCUCAACCCUUUG